AAGAAAAACAUGAAGUCUACAAUGUGCAAGUUGAAAAAGGUGAUAUCACUGAGCCUACAUUAAAAAAGGAUAAAAUCGUUAAUAUGCAUGCAAAAAAAGAGUAUAAUAAAAAUUUGAGAACAAUAAUCUGGCAACAAAAUAAAAAGAAAAAGCCACAAGAUGCAAAAGAAAAGAAUGUACUAUUCGAUGUUACAAUAUCAAAUAAUACAUUACUUGAUGCUUCAGUUGAAGCAUUAAGUAAUAUAUUACUUGAUGCCUCAACUGAAACAUCAAGUAAUACAUUACUUAAUGUUUUAACUGAAAUAUUAAGUAAUAUAUUACUUGAUGCAUCAACUGAAGCAUCAAGUAAUACAGCAUCAUUACAACCAUCUCUUGCAACUAUACAAAGCCCUCUACUACCCAUUAAUCCUAUGGCAAUUCUACACAUGUAUUUAGAAAAAGUUAAUCAACAAUGCUUAAUAAAAAAUCAUCCAAAAGCAAAUAUGCCUAUUUAUGAUCACCUGUGUUUAUUAAGUAUAAGCUGGUAUAUUCAGUUGUUACUAGAUAAGCAAGGUAAAAUGAAUGCAAAUUUUCAGAUUACACAAACAGUAUGGAAUAAGGAUGAUUAUACAGCAAGAUGUAUUUGA
Messenger RNA from Cetraspora pellucida, 626 nucleotides. The record is from the annotation of a GenBank genome assembly. Lineage: Eukaryota; Fungi; Glomeromycota; Glomeromycetes; Diversisporales; Gigasporaceae.